Molecule: messenger RNA, 2505 nt
Organism: Cladophialophora carrionii CBS 160.54
Lineage: Eukaryota; Fungi; Ascomycota; Eurotiomycetes; Chaetothyriales; Herpotrichiellaceae
Exons: 3
Coding region: 1-2505 (834 amino acids)
Biological process (GO): proteolysis
Molecular function (GO): serine-type peptidase activity
Source: RefSeq, a predicted model, not a curated record
AUGGGGAAGCUCUUCUUAUGGACCCUUGGUGCCCUGGCUGGCUUUGCCUGUGCCCACGACUCGUCCAUAACCACUCCUCCUAAUGCCCUCCUGCCCCGAGCCACGUCGACGAACACCGCAUGCGCACUGGCAUCGAGUGCUGCGUAUUCAUAUCUCGUGAAUGAAGAGGAGGCAACUACUGCCCGCAUUCCUGCAAAACUUGCCUACAACUGUUUGAAGUCGAUCCCCAACCACAAAGAGCCGGCGAUCAGCCUCUUGAACUCGUUACGGACGUACAUCGAGUUUCAGAGUACCAAAGAAUACCUGCGAGACCCGCCCCCAGGCUACCUUCUUCCAGCUGUGGACAUCGAUGCGGGAUUGGAUGGCAUACAACAAAAGCUGCAGGCGGAUGGAUAUGAGAGCGAAUAUGAUUUUCAACUAGAAAUCGUCUCGUUGCUCCUGUCUGCCCAUGACGGGCAUUUUUCCUGGAAUGGCGACGUUUACGGGCCCUUCACCUAUUUGCGGCUUGGUGGCGGCUUGUACUCUGUCUCUUCAGACGGAGUGGAACCACCGUUGGUGUAUCUCGCAGCUGACCUCACUGUGAGCGACCCGGACACCGGCAUACGUCGCCCAGUGACAGGAUACAGUCCCUCGCCGGUCCAGAGCAUUGACGGCAUCGAUGUGAUGGACUUCCUCUUGACCCAGUCGCUGAGUCGUUUUUCUCAAGACCCUGAUGCCCUGUGGAAUGAGGUGUUUCGAACCGCCUUAUUUGCAGACCCGUCUUUUGAAGUUCCGCUGUUUUAUCCUGGCCCUGAAACAAACAUCACCUUUGCAAACGGAACUACCAAGGCAUAUGAGAACGUCGCUAUCGUGAACUUGGAUCUGGACGGAAUCAACACAGGAGAGGACGCCUAUUCUGUGUUUUGUUCCGGGGUUGAAGCGUUAGAAUCACUCUCCGCAACAGCAUCUGCGACUGCUACCGCCAUCUCAAGCAGUUUGAUCACCAGCUCAGACAUCGCCACACCAACAGAGGCUCCACCGAGCUCACCCACUAUUCCAGGCUUUCCUCAUCCGGUGAUUAAGCAUAGUGCUGACUCGGUCGCCGGAUACUAUCUGAAUGAUACCGGUUUCACGGACGUUGCCGUCCUCCAAAUCCUCGGGUUCAGCUCGCAGGUCGAUGACUCGGCAGGCUACGAGAGAGAAUUCCAGUCGGUUGUGGAGAAAUUCCUUGCUGCGUCGGUCAAGACCGGUAAGAGGAAGCUGAUCAUCGACCUUCGGGCCAACCCAGGUGGUUUUGUCGACCUUGGCACAGACACAUUCGCACAGCUUUUUCCAUCGUUGACACCGAAUUCAAAAUCGAACAUGCGAGAUCAUUUGGGGUUUUGGAUCCUCGGAAACGCUGCGUCCGACAACGUCACAGCUGCGGAGCAAACCGUUGACACCACGGAUGAACUGGUAUCAGAAAGACUGAACACCCCGUUGGCGUACCAGACGAUUGUGACUGAGAACCAUACGAAUUUUCCUGAUUUCCAGACAUAUUAUGGUCCCCAUUUCAUGUACGAUGGAAUGUGGAGCUCCUUCUUCCAGAACAACUAUACAGAUCCCAACUCCUCGGACUUUGCUGGGACAGGUAUCAUCAUUACGGGAACAAACAAUCGGACAGGCUAUACACAGCCUUAUGCUUCACAGGAUAUUGUUGUACUCACCGAUGGGUACUGCGCGAGUACUUGUUCAGUGUUUGCCGAAUAUCUGAAGGCCCACGCCAACGUGCAGUUCAUUGUGAUUGGAGGACGGCCACAGACGGGGCCCAUGCAAGCAAUCGGUGGCGUCAAGGGAACCCAGGUCUUUGGCUACAGCCUCAUCGCAAGCUGGACUGACCUUUUCAACAGCCCAGCGAACUACUACAUCGAUGCGGCGAAUGGCACCAUAUGGGAGAACUUCACCUACGAACCCUUGUUUCGGGAAUUUGGGUUUUCGGGUGGCAAUGUCAACGGACGCAAUCAUUUCCGAAUGGACGACGAAACAAACACGCCCCUUCAGUUUGUGUAUGAAGCCGCGGACUGUCGGAUGUGGUGGACCAGAGAGAUGCUUUAUGAUCCAGUAUUUCUCUGGAACCGUGUCGCGACCGUCGCAUUCCAAGAACGCAAGGGGACACAGUUUAACUCGAAAUACUGCGUCGCCAAUAGUACCGGCCACCCAACCAGUAUUUCAGGCGGGUGGAAAACCGGACUGGGACCGCAGACUCCACCAGACAAUGCCAAAGCGACUGUGAAAGGCUGGAAGCUGACCGGCACUCCUCUUCAGGCGGCAAAAGCUGGCACUUCUCAGGCAGGUUCGGGCUCUGGAUCGGGCUCGGGAUCAGGCUCGACGACCGACCUGGGCGAUGCGGGUGUGGUGAUUGAGAAUAAUGCUGUUGCUGAUACCACCGAUGUCGACAGUGAGAAUCUGGCUUCGUUCAAGCAAUAUUGUUCGAGCUAUACUGGCGAUGCAUGGUUUGUCAAGGUCAUGUGUGGGGCGUUGCAGUGA